GGCGGCAAAGGCACCACCCUGGGUAGUUCCCCUCAGGCGUGGCCGGAGAACGCUAUGAAGAGCCGGCGGCGCUGGAGGUGGCGCUGGGAGCACCGCGGCUUCGCGCUCGGCUUGGCGCUCUACACGCUGCUGCUCCUGCUGCUGGUGUCUUACAUGCUGGACUACGGCGCCAGGAGGGGGCGCGCGGGAAAGGAGCAGCCGCCGCCGCCGCCCCACCGCUGCCCCGACCUCGAGGAGGCGCUCGGGGACUGGGCGUGGGAAGGGCAGCAGCCGCCGCCGCCACCACCAGGAGAAGCCGGAGCGAAGAAGAACGAGUCUGAGAACUCCGACGAAGCCGGCCCGGGGAGCCGGGCGGGCGGGAAGCGGCACAUCUACUUGCAUGCCACUUGGCGCACGGGCUCGUCGUUCCUGGGCGAGCUGUUCAACCAGCACCCGGACGUCUUCUACCUGUACGAGCCCAUGUGGCACAUGUGGCAGGCGCUGUACCCAGGAGACGCGCUGAGCCUGCAGGGCGCGCUGCGAGACAUGGUGCGCUCGCUCUUCCGAUGCGACUUCUCGGUACUGCGCCUUUACGCCGCGCCCCCGGGGCCUCGAGACCCGCUGGCGCCCUUGUUGGCCGGCGGCGGGAAGCCCGGCGGCGGCGGCGGCGUCAACCUCAGCACGGCCAGCAUCUUCGGCUGGAAGACCAACAAGGUGAUCUGCUCUGCGCCGCUGUGCCCCGCGGCGCCCAGGGCCCGCUCCGACGUGGGCCUGGUCGACGGCGCCGCUUGCGAGCGCAGCUGCCCUCCGCGGGCGCUGAGCGACUUGGAGGCCGAGUGCCGAAAGUACCCCGUGAUGGUGAUCAAGGACGUGAGGCUGCUGGAGCUGGGCGCGCUGCUGCCGCUGCUGCGCGACCCGGAGCUGGACCUGCGCGUGGUGCAGCUCUUCCGCGACCCACGAGCCGUCCACAACUCGCGCCUCAAGGCCAAGCAGGCGCUGCUGCGGGAGAGCAUCCAGGUGCUGCGGAGCCGCCACCGCGCCGCCGAGCCCCGGGGGCCCCCCCGCCGGCACCCUCUGCUGCCCCCCUUCGCUGGCGCCGCGGCUCUCGCCGGGGUCCACUCUCGCCAGCAGCACCGCGCGGACUUCUUCCUGGGCGGCGCCCUCGAGGUGAUCUGCCAGGCCUGGCUGCGCGACCUGCUCUUCUCCCGCCGCGCGCCGGCUUGGCUGCGCGCGCGCUACACGCAGCUGCGCUACGAGGACCUGGUGCUGGAGCCGCGCGCCCAGCUGCGCCGACUGCUGAGCUUCGCCGACCUGCCGUCGCCGCCCGCGCUCGAGGACUUCGUGCUCAACAUGACGCGCGGGGCCGCCUACUCCUCCGAGCGCCCGUUCCUCAUCUCCGCCCGCGACGCGCGCGAAGCCAUCCACGCCUGGCGGGAGCGCCUCAGCCGGGACCAGGUGCGCGAGGUGGAGGCGGCCUGCUGGGAGCCCAUGCGCCUGCUCGCCUACCCGCUCAGCGGCCAGGAGGACGGCGACCGGCAGGAGGCCUCCAGGGGGCGCUCAAGCCCUCCUCAUCCAGGCUAACUGGCCAGCGGUUGCCCCAUGACAGAGGACAUGGAAGAGCAGCUGUGUAUUCCACAGACACUGGAAACGUCAGUGAAAUGCAGCUUCUACUGUAGGUUCUGCCUGGCAGAAUGAAUACUGGCUAGCUUUAACGAAAUGGACGUUAUUGUGACGAGGACCUCCAUACGGAAGGUUACAUGGUGCAAUAUGAAUAACUGUAGCCCUCCGUUUGUGGAGCGCUUCAACUUCUUUCUUCCUUCUGCCUGUGUGUUGCUGAUCGUAAGUGCUACUGUUUCCUCCGAGAGACUUUUUUU
Lacerta agilis (Sand lizard) is the source of this 1853-nucleotide messenger RNA. RefSeq names its product carbohydrate sulfotransferase 7 (gene CHST7). The transcript has 2 exons. Bases 55 to 1560 code for a protein of 501 amino acids. Gene Ontology annotation, biological process: N-acetylglucosamine metabolic process; carbohydrate metabolic process. Gene Ontology annotation, cellular component: Golgi membrane. NCBI's taxonomy places the organism in Eukaryota, Metazoa, Chordata, Lepidosauria, Squamata, Lacertidae. Gene Ontology annotation, molecular function: N-acetylglucosamine 6-O-sulfotransferase activity; chondroitin 6-sulfotransferase activity. The record is from RefSeq and is a predicted model, not a curated record.